Messenger RNA from Dothidotthia symphoricarpi CBS 119687, 7119 nucleotides. Its product is annotated as PROCN-domain-containing protein. Gene Ontology annotation, cellular component: catalytic step 2 spliceosome; U5 snRNP. Lineage: Eukaryota; Fungi; Ascomycota; Dothideomycetes; Pleosporales; Dothidotthiaceae. The transcript is spliced from 2 exons. Gene Ontology annotation, biological process: spliceosomal tri-snRNP complex assembly; mRNA splicing, via spliceosome. The coding region runs from base 1 to 7119 and encodes 2372 amino acids. The record is from RefSeq and is a predicted model, not a curated record. Gene Ontology annotation, molecular function: metallopeptidase activity; U5 snRNA binding; U6 snRNA binding.
AUGGCGUUCCCUCCUCCCCCGCCACCGCCGCCGCCUCCGCCAGGCCCUCCAGGCUCUGGAUAUGCGCCGCCACCACCUCCACCCCCUCCUGGACCCCCGGGCGCUCCUGGCACUGUAGGCCCACCUGGUAUGCGACCGCCCAUCGAUCCACAAAUCGCCAAGUUCGUACAGAAAAAGAAGGAUUGGCUGCGACAACAGCGACAACGGUUCGGCGAGAAGCGCAAGGCUGGUUUUGUGGAGACGCAGAAGGCAGACCUACCCCCGGAGCAUCUGCGCAAGGUCUUUAGGGACAUCGGCGAUGUGUCACAGAAGAAAUUCACGAGUGACAAGCGUAGCUACCUCGGUGCGCUGAAGUUUAUGCCUCAUGCGGUCCUGAAACUUUUGGAGAACAUGCCCAUGCCUUGGGAGAGCAGACGAGAUGUGAAGGUCUUGUAUCACACUAACGGAUGUCUGACCCUGGUCAAUGAGGUUCCUCGGGUUAUUGAGCCGGUCUUCCAUGCACAAUGGGCAGCUAUGUGGCUAGCCAUGCGAAAGGAGAAGAGUGAUCGUCGGCAUUUCAAACGUAUGCGCUUCCCGCCUUUCGACGACGAGGAACCACCGCUAUCAUACUCUGAGAACAUUGAGGACGUCGAGCCUCUGGAGCCAAUUCAGCUGGAGCUUGAUGAGGAUGAGGAUGGGCCAGUAGUUGAAUGGUUUUACGAACACCGACCACUCCUUGAUACCCCACACAUCAAUGGGCCGAGCUACGAAACAUGGAACCUCGACCUUCCACAAAUGGCGACCCUGUAUCGUUUGAGUCGACAGCUCCUUAGCGACACCGUCGACAAGAACUAUUUCCACAUGUUCGAAAUGAACAGCUUCUUAACAGCAAAGGCACUCAAUGUGGCAAUCCCUGGAGGGCCUCGUUUCGAACCGCUAUACAAGGACAUUGACCCGAACGAUGAGGACUUUGGCGAGUUCAACGCAAUCGACCGCAUCAUUUUCCGCGCUCCAAUCCGAACAGAGUACCGCGUUUCGUACCCGUUCCUCUACAACUCGCUUCCGCGUAGCGUCAAGCUGGCGUGGUAUUCUCACCCGCAGGUCGUUUACGUUCGUGCGGAGGACCCAAGUCUCCCCGCGUUCUACUUCGAUCCCAUCAUCAACCCAAUCUCGUCUCGAGCAGUCGCCCCAAAGAACAUCUCUGUCAGCCAUGAGGAUCAGGUCUUUGGUCAGGGUAGUGAUGAGGACGAUGAGGAUGAUUUCCAGCUGCCAGACGAGAUGGAACCGUUCAUGGCCGAUGAGGAUACCUCUACGCCCGAGACAGCUUCGGCCAUCGCCCUUUGGUGGGCGCCACACCCGUUCGACAAGCGUUCAGGCCGAAUGGUGAGAGCGCAGGAUGUUCCUCUUGUGAAGCAGUGGUACCUCGAGCACGUGCCUGCCGGGCAGCCGGUCAAGGUCCGGGUCUCUUAUCAGAAGCUGCUCAAAACAUUCGUCUUGAACGAGCUUCAUAAGAAAAAACCACAAGCACAGAACAAGCAAAACCUGAUGCGAACGCUGAAGGGAACGAAGUUCUUCCAGCAGACCAAGAUCGAUUGGGUCGAGGCAGGUUUACAGGUUUGCAGGCAAGGCUACAACAUGCUCAACCUGCUCAUUCACCGAAAGAACUUGACCUACUUGCAUCUCGACUACAACUUCAACCUGAAGCCAGUCAAGACACUCACGACGAAGGAACGAAAGAAGUCUCGCUUCGGAAAUGCCUUCCAUCUCAUGCGAGAAAUUCUUCGAUUGACGAAACUGAUCGUUGAUGCACAGGUCCAGUACCGACUGGGCAACAUUGACGCCUUCCAGCUCGCUGAUGGUAUCCUGUAUGCGUUCAACCAUGUCGGUCAACUGACUGGUAUGUAUCGAUACAAGUAUAAGCUGAUGCAUCAGAUCCGCUCGUGCAAGGAUCUCAAGCAUCUCAUCUACUAUCGAUUCAACUCUGGCCCUGUCGGCAAGGGUCCUGGUUGCGGUUUCUGGGCCCCAGCAUGGAGAGUCUGGCUGUUCUUUAUGCGCGGUAUUAUCCCCCUACUAGAGCGCUGGCUCGGUAACCUUCUUUCUCGUCAGUUUGAAGGUCGUCACAGUAAGGGUGUCGCGAAGACAGUGACUAAGCAGCGUGUUGAAUCGCAUUUCGAUUUGGAACUCCGUGCUGCCGUGAUGAGCGAUCUCAUGGACAUGAUGCCCGAGGGUAUCAAGCAGAACAAGGUCAACACUGUCUUGCAGCAUUUGUCAGAAGCAUGGCGAUGCUGGAAGAGCAACAUUCCUUGGAAAGUCCCUGGACUCCCCGCACCGAUUGAGAACAUCAUUUUGCGAUACGUCAAGAGCAAGGCAGACUGGUGGAUCUCGGUUGCACAUUACAACCGUGAGCGCAUUCGACGAGGUGCUACUGUGGACAAGACUGUUGCGAAGAAGAACCUUGGGCGCUUGACCCGUUUGUGGCUGAAGGCUGAGCAAGAACGUCAACACAACUACAUGAAGGAUGGCCCAUACGUUUCAUCCGAAGAAGCCGUUGCUAUCUACACAACGAUGGUCCAUUGGCUGGAAGCGAGGAAGUUCCAGCCCAUUCCGUUCCCCAGCGUUUCUUACAAGCAUGACACCAAAAUCCUCAUCCUCGCCUUGGAACGCUUGCGGGAGGCGUACUCGGUCAAGGGCCGACUCAACCAGAGCCAGCGUGAAGAACUCGCUCUUAUCGAACAGGCCUACGACUCUCCGGGAACGACACUCGCUCGAAUCAAGCGAUUCUUGCUCACGCAGCGUGCUUUCAAAGAAGUGGGAAUUGACAUGAACGACAAUUACAGCAACAUCAACCCAGUCUACGAUAUCGAGCCAAUGGAGAAGAUCACGGAUGCCUAUCUUGAUCAGUACCUCUGGUACCAAGCUGACCAGCGACACCUGUUCCCAGCUUGGAUCAAGCCUUCGGACUCGGAAGUUCCUCCUCUCUUGACCUACAAGUGGGCACAGGGUAUCAACAAUCUUGACAAAGUCUGGGAGCAUCAAGACGGCGAGUGCAAUGUCAUGAUCGAGACACAAUUGUCCAAGGUCUAUGAAAAGAUCGAUCUGACCAUGCUCAACCGUCUGUUGCGACUCAUCAUGGACCACAACUUGGCGGACUACAUCACCGCAAAGAAUAACGUCCAGCUGAACUACAAGGACAUGAACCACGUCAACGCUUACGGCAUGAUUCGUGGACUACAGUUUUCCGGCUUUGUGUUCCAGUUCUAUGGGCUUGUUCUCGAUAUCCUCCUGCUAGGCUUGCAGCGAGCAAACGAGAUCGCCGGUGCUCCCGAGAGUCCAAACGAUUUCUUGCAAUUCAAGGACAAAGAUGCGGAAGUGCGCCACCCCAUCCGACUGUACACGAGGUACAUCGAUCGUAUCUGGGUGUUCUUCAGAUUCACCGCCGAAGAAUCGCGAGAUCUGAUCCAGCGGUUCUUGACAGAGAAUCCUGACCCGAACUUCGAGAACGUCAUUGGGUACAAGAACAAGAAGUGCUGGCCUCGAGACUCAAGGAUGCGCUUGAUGCGUCACGACGUCAAUCUCGGUCGUGCGGUCUUCUGGGACCUGAAAAACCGAUUGCCACGUUCAGUGACUACAAUCGAGUGGGAUGACACUUUUGCCAGCGUCUACAGUCGCGACAACCCGAAUUUGCUUUUCUCAAUGUCCGGAUUCGAGGUUCGUAUCUUGCCCAAGAUUCGUAACUUGACUGGCGAAUUCCCGGUCAAGGAUAGCGUUUGGUCCCUCAUCGACAAUUCUACGAAGGAGCGAACCGCAGAUGCCUUCUUGCAGGUGACAGAAGAGGACAUUCAGAAGUUCAAUAAUCGCAUUCGACAGAUUCUUAUGUCCUCUGGAUCAACAACCUUCACGAAGAUUGCCAACAAGUGGAACACGACAUUGAUUGCACUCUUCACUUACUAUCGUGAAGCCGCAGUUUCCACUGUCAACUUGCUUGAUACCAUUGUCAAGUGUGAAACUAAGAUUCAGACGCGUGUGAAGAUAGGACUGAACUCCAAGAUGCCUUCACGUUUCCCUCCCGCGGUGUUCUACACUCCCAAGGAACUUGGUGGAUUGGGUAUGAUUUCUGGAUCACACAUUCUCAUUCCAACAAGCGACAAGCGCUGGUCAAAACAGACCGACACUGGUGUAACGCAUUAUCGUGCGGGUAUGUCUCAUGACGAAGAGACUCUCAUCCCGAACAUCUUCCGAUACAUCAUCCCAUGGGAGUCUGAGUUCACUGACUCUCAACGUGUGUGGAUGGAGUACUCCCAGAAGCGUCAAGAGGCGCAACAGCAGAAUCGACGAUUGACUCUUGAAGAUUUGGAGGAUAGUUGGGAUCGAGGUCUCCCUCGUAUCAAUACGCUCUUCCAGAAGGACCGAAGCACACUCAGUUUCGACAAGGGCUUCCGAGCCAGGACUGAGUUCAAGAUCUACCAGCAUAUGAAGAGCAAUCCUUUCUGGUGGACGAGCCAGCGUCACGACGGAAAGCUCUGGAACUUAAACGCUUAUCGAACGGACGUCAUCCAGGCACUUGGUGGUGUAGAGACUAUUCUCGAGCACACAUUGUUCAAGGCGACCGCGUUCCCAUCCUGGGAAGGUCUCUUCUGGGAGAAGGCUUCCGGUUUCGAAGAAUCCAUGAAGUUCAAGAAGCUCACUAACGCUCAGCGGUCCGGUCUUAACCAAAUUCCCAACCGUCGCUUCACACUGUGGUGGUCCCCAACAAUCAACCGAGCUAACGUCUACGUCGGUUUCCAGGUCCAAUUGGAUCUCACGGGUAUCUUCUUGCACGGCAAGAUUCCGACGCUCAAAAUUUCACUCAUCCAGAUCUUCCGUGCUCAUUUGUGGCAGAAGAUCCACGAGUCUGUCGUCAUGGAUCUUUGCCAGGUCUUCGAUCAGGAACUCGAGGCUCUCGGUAUUGAGACAGUCCAGAAGGAGACGAUCCAUCCUCGAAAGUCGUACAAGAUGAACAGCUCAUGCGCUGACAUCUUGCUCUUUGCCAGCCACAAGUGGAGUGUAUCACCGCCGUCUAUGCUGUACGAUACCAAGGAUACCAUGAGUGCCACUACAACGAACAAAUUCUGGGUCGACGUUCAACUGCGUUAUGGCGAUUACGACUCUCACGACAUCGAGCGCUACGUACGUGCCAAAUACCUCGAUUACACCCAGGAUAGCAUGAGUAUCUACCCUUCGGCUACAGGUCUGAUGAUCGGUAUCGACUUGGCUUACAACCUCUACUCGGCAUACGGACAGUACUUCCCUGGUCUGAAGCAGCUCAUCCAGCAGGCUAUGGCGAAGGUCAUGAAGGCCAACCCAGCUCUCUAUGUCCUACGCGAGCGUAUCCGCAAGGGUCUCCAGCUGUAUGCCUCAGAGAGCUCUCAAGAGUUCCUCAACUCUCAGAACUACUCCGAGCUGUUCAGCAACCAGAUCCAGCUGUUCAUUGACGACACCAACGUUUACCGUGUGACAAUCCACAAGACUUUCGAGGGUAACUUGACUACGAAGCCUAUCAACGGUGCCAUCUUCAUCUUCAAUCCUCGUACUGGUCAACUAUUCUUGAAGAUCAUCCACACAAGCGUCUGGGCAGGUCAGAAGCGUCUUGGACAGCUGGCCAAGUGGAAGACUGCUGAAGAAGUGGCCGCUUUGAUUCGAUCUCUUCCUGUGGAGGAGCAACCGAAGCAGCUCAUCGUCACACGUAAGGGUCUGUUGGAUCCUCUCGAAGUCCAUUUGCUUGACUUCCCCAACAUCUCGAUCCGUGCAUCCGAGCUUCAACUUCCAUUCCAGGCAGCCAUGAAGGUUGAGAAACUUGGAGAUAUGAUUCUUCGAGCGACUGGACCUCAAAUGGUUCUCUUCAAUCUCUACGAUGAAUGGCUGAAGACAAUCUCAUCAUACACCGCCUUCUCUCGAUUGAUCCUAAUCUUGCGUGCACUCCACGUCAACCAGGAUAAGACGAAGCUACUCCUGCGACCUGACAAGACUGUGAUCACUCAGGAGCAUCACAUCUGGCCGUCGCUAGCCGAUGAGGAUUGGAUCAAGGUCGAAGUGCAGCUUCGUGAUCUCAUUCUCAAUGACUACGGCAAGAAGAACAACGUCAACACGUCUUCGCUCACAAGCAGUGAAGUGCGUGACAUCAUACUGGGUAUGGAAAUCUCAGCACCCUCGAUGCAACGUCAACAGGCCGCCGAAAUCGACAAGCAGCAACAAGAGCAGCAGCAGUUGACCGCCGUCACCACGAAGACCCAGAACGUGCACGGCGAGGAGAUGGUUGUGACAACCACUUCCCAAUACGAACAGGCCUCUUUCGCCUCGAAGACGGAAUGGCGAACCAGGGCAGUGGCUACGUCGAACUUGCGAACGCGUGCCAACAAUAUCUAUAUCAAUUCGGAAGAUGUCAAGGAAGAAGGCCAUUUCACCUAUGUCAUGCCGAAGAAUGUCCUCAAGCGUUUCAUCACCAUUGCCGAUCUCCGCGUGCAAGUCGCUGGUUACCUGUACGGGAAGUCGCCACCAGACAACGACCAAGUCAAGGAAAUCAGCACGAUCGUCAUGAUUCCACAAGUCGGCAACACCCGUGAUGUCCAGUUGCCAAAGCAGCUUCCUCAGCACGAGUAUCUCGACAACCUCGAGCCGCUAGGCAUCAUCCACACUGUCAGUGGCAACGAGCCUCCUUACAUGCAAGCUAGCGACGUAACUCAGCACGCCCGCCUCAUGAACGCUCAUGCCAGCUGGGACAAGAAGACCGUCAGUAUGACUGUCUCCUUCACCCCCGGCUCCGUUUCCCUUGCUGCCUGGGCCCUCACCCCCAACGGCUACAAGUGGGGCGCCGACAACAAAGACACCAUGUCCGACAGCCCAGCAGGUUUCAGCACCGCGUUCGGCGAGAAGUGCCAGCUUCUCCUGUCCGACAAGAUUCGCGGAUACUUCUUGGUACCUGACAACGGCAUUUGGAAUUACAGCUUCAUGGGAAGUGCGUUUGGGAACGUCGAGAAGAAGUCGGUGCAUGUGCGACUCGAUACACCGGUCAGGUUUUAUGACAGUGUGCAUCGACCAUUGCAUUUCCACAACUUUGCGGAACUGGAGGAUGUCUGGGUUGACCGCGAGAAUCAGUUCGAGUAG